AUGGCAACACUGGAGCUUUACAGCAAGGGAGCAAGUGUGUGGAUUUCUGACCCAAAUGCAGUCUGGGUUUCAGCCCAACUCCUCCAGGACUACAGUCCUGGAGAGAAACAUCUACUGCUAGAGCUCUCUAAUGGAAAGGAGGUUCAUUACCCAGUGGGCUCUCCUUCUGAUCUCCCACCGCUGGGGAACCCUGACAUCCUGGAGGGGGAAAACGAUCUAACAGCUCUCAGCUUCCUCCAUGAGCCUGCUGUCCUGCACAACCUCCGGGUCCGGUUCCUGGACUACAGCAGCAUCUACACUUACUGUGGUAUUGUUUUGGUGGCCAUCAAUCCCUACGACCAGCUCCCCAUAUAUGGAGAGGAGGUGAUAGAUGCGUACAGUGGUCAGGACAUGGCCGACAUGGAACCUCACAUCUUUUCAGUGGCAGAGGAAGCCUACCGCACUAUGACCAGGGAGGAGAAAAACCAGUCUAUCAUCAUCAGUGGGGAGUCUGGCUCGGGGAAAACUGUCUCAGCCAAAUUCUGCAUGCGAUACUUUGCUGUGGUUGGAGGAGCAGCACAGCAGACCAGCGUGGAGGAGAGAGUCCUGGCUUCUAACCCUAUCAUGGAGUCUAUUGGGAAUGCUAAAACCACUCGAAAUGACAACAGCAGUCGUUUUGGGAAAUACAUCGCGAUUGGCUUUGGUAGAAAGGGGGACAUCAUUGGGGCAAACAUGAGGACUUAUCUGUUGGAGAAGUCACGGGUCGUCUUCCAGGCAUCAGCAGAGAGGAACUACCAUAUCUUCUACCAGCUGUGUGCCUCCAGAGAGCUGCCUGAAAUGAGAUCCCUCAAACUGGAUGCACCUGAGCAUUUCCGCUACACCAACCGGGGAGGAGAGACGCAGAUACCUGGUACUGAUGAUUUGUCAGACCUGGAGCGCACUCGCAAUGCUUUUACCAUUCUGGGUGUGCAGCCUGACCAACAGAUGGAGCUCUUCAGGAUUCUUUCAGCUGUUCUACACCUGGGAAAUGUCAACAUCCAAGCCAGUGGAAGAAGUUCGGAUAGGAGUUAUAUUGAUGUAGACGACCGCUCUCUGGCUGUCUUCUCCAAGCUACUCGGAGUUGAAGGGCCUCAGAUGGCCCACUGGCUGUGUCAUCGCAGGCUGGCUGUCGGGGGGGAGAUGCUGGUCAAACCCAUGUCUGGUCAGCAGGCUGUAGAAGCCAGAGAUGCGCUGGCUAAACACAUCUACGGCCAGCUGUUUACAUGGACUGUCCACAGGCUCAACUCUGCCCUGCGCACCCAGAGGGGACAGGCCAGAUCCUUCAUAGGGGUGCUAGAUAUCUAUGGGUUUGAGACCUUUGAUCGGAACAGUUUUGAGCAGUUCUGUAUAAAUUAUGCAAAUGAAAAACUCCAGCAGCAGUUUAACAGGCAUGUGUUCCACUUGGAGCAGGAGGAGUAUGUCCGGGAGGAGCUGGCCUGGAGCAGGAUUGAGUUCAGUGACAAUCAGCAGUGCAUCAAUCUCAUAGAGGGGCAACUAGGCCUGUUUGAUCUGUUAGAUGAGGAGUGCAGGAUGCCUAAAGGCUCAGAUGAGAGCUGGGUGCGGAAGCUGUACAACCAACACCUGGCCAGCAAGCCCCACCCUCACUUCCAGAAACCUCGCUUGUCCAACAGCGCCUUCAUCGUUCUGCACUUUGCCGACAUGGUGCAAUAUGAAUGUGAUGGCUUUUUGGACAAGAAUCGAGAUACAGUCUUUGAGGAGCUUGUUAACAUUCUGAAAGCAAGUCAGUCUGAGCUGGUGGCUGAGUUGUUCCAGCAGCAGGAGAAUCCGUCCACUGUGGCCAAUGGAAGUGUUCGCUCAGGGAAAAGAGCCACCAGAGAACACAAACUGACCGUGGGCUUCCAGUUCCGUCAGUCCCUACAGAUGCUAAUGGACACCCUCAACAGCACCACUCCUCACUACGUCCGCUGCAUUAAACCCAACGACCUCAAAGAGCCUUUUAUGUUUGACCCCAAGAGGACAGUCCAACAGCUGAGAGCCUGUGGGGUGCUGGAGACUAUUCGUAUCAGUGCUGCAGGUUAUCCAUCCAGAUGGACGUAUGAGGAGUUCUUCAGCAGGUACCGUCUUCUUCUUCAAGGGCCUCAGAUUCAGGAGCAGGCCCAGGCCUCGUGCAGACGGAGUCUGCCUCAGCUCAUCUCAGACCCGGACCAGUACUGCUUUGGAAAGACCAAAAUAUUUUUCCGGGCCGGGCAGGUGGCUCUUCUGGAGAGGCUGAGAGCAGAGAGGCUGCGUGGGGCUGCUGUGAUCAUCCAGAGCCGGGUCAGAGGAUGGCUGUCACGGAUCAGAUACACCAGGAUCCUCUGGGCAACAGUCACCAUACAAAGAUACUCCAGAGGAUCUCUGGCCAGACGACUGGCCCUGACCCUGCGCUACACCAAGGCUGCCUUAGUGAUCCAGAAGACCUGCCGUAUGGUGGUGGUCAGACGGUUGUUCCUCGUGAUCCGCCAGGCCACCGUCACCAUCCAGGCCUUCACCAGGGGCACACUGGCACGCCGCAGAUACAGACUGUUGGUAGCAGAGCGUGCUGCUGUGUUGCUCCAGGCGGGAGUGCGUGGGUGGUUGGCGAGGCAGGCGUACAGGAGAGUACGCGCGGCGGUGGUGUUCAUGCAGUGCUGCGUCCGCCGCAGGGCUGCCAGGAGAGAGCUGCUGAAACUAAAGACCGAGGCCCGCUCAGUGGAGAGGUACAGAGAGCUCAACAAGGGCAUGGAAGUCAAACUGAUGCAGCUGCAGUUAAGAGCUGACCAGGAGGCCCGAGAGAGCGCUGCUUUGAGGGAGACUCUGCAUGCCGCCAGUGCUGAGCUGGGGGCUCUGAGGGUGACGGUACAGAGACUGGAGAGCCAGAAACAUGAGAAACCUCAGCUCUGUCCAGCCGUCAGUGAGAAGGAGGUGGAGAAAAGGAGGAGAGCUGAGGACAAAGCUGCCCAGGAGAUCCUUCAACUCACACAAGAGUUGCAAGCCCUGCAGACAGAAAAGAACAGUUUAUGCAAAGAGAGAGCGGAUCUCUCUACUCGCUUCCUCGAACAGGAAAAAGCAGAGGAAGAGCGCGUGCAUCAGGCUGUGUCUCAGGCGAGUGCGGCUCUGAGGCUGGAGCUGGAUGAAGAGAGGAGAAAGUACCAGGGUCUCCUCAGAGAGUUCACCAGACUGGAGCAGCGAUACGACAACCUCAGAGAGAUGAGUCUGCUCACCGAGCGCACACCGGGCCACAGAAGGACCGACUCCACCCAGAGUCUGAGCUUGGAGCCCCUCUCUCCCUCAGCCACCCCACUGUCACCCCAGUCUCUCACCCCACUCUCCCUGUCACCCUUCCCAUCUGCCUUCCCUUCCCCGGAGGAGCUCCGCAGGGUCAGCGUGACGUCUCCUUGCCUGGAGAGGAGAGUCUCAGUGCGGAGCUCAGACACACCAAUGGACCAGCUGAUGGAGAAGAUGGAUGUGGCCAAAGAUCCAGCAGUGAAGAUGAGAGGAGAGGACCUGGCACACGCCUACGAUGCUGUACGAUUGGCCAACAAGCUUCUGGAGAGUCAGCUGCGAAACCAGCGGGAUCAGUGGGAGGAGGAGCUGGAAGCUCUGCGGUGCCAGCUCAGUCAGGCAGUCUCUGGUUGUUCCUCUGCUGCACAGCGACAGGAACUGCAGGAACUACUGGAGGCCAGAGAGCAAGAGUGUGUCAAACUGAGGAGAGAGCUGAAGGAGCUUAGAAACACAGUGUCACUCAGACGACUCCUCACUCAAGCUUUGACCCCAGAGACCUUGUCCUCACCGUCCCGACCAAAGCCUGCAGCAGCAUGCGCUGGUUUGUUGGAAUGCAGGAAGAGAGACGAAACUAAGCUCAUCAAGAACCUCGUCACAGACAUCCGUGUUGACAGUGCCUUGUCUCUGCCCCCUGGUCUACCUGCCAGCGUGCUUUUCCUGUGUGUCCGCCAGGCCGACUGCAGCGGGGACCAAACUCGUGCUCGCUCGCUCUGUAGCGCUGCCGUCACUGCUAUGAAGGCCGCUCUGAAGAAACGUAGCAACGAUGUAGAUAUGACAGCUCUGUGGCUGAAAAACGCUUGUGUGUUGCAUGACCUGUUGACCCGGCACUCCCCAAAACAGACCCUUGAUUCACAUGAACUCGUUCCACUGACGACAGACCUGAACGACCUGAUUCGCGCCCUGAGUGACCUCUGUAUCCAGGCCUAUCAGCAGCUCCUCUCCAUCACUGAGACACGCCUGCAAAACAUCAUAGUCCCCGCCCUGUUGGAGUCCGAGACCAUCCCCGGUCUGUCUGGCUCAGCAGCGAAGUUGGGGACGUCCAAGAAGCGAGCAGGCUCAGACCCCAGGACUGCAGCAGGUGACGCUCCCUCGAUGGCGUCGGUGCUGAGGGAGCUGGGAACCCUUCACACUGCCCUGUCCCAUCAGGCUCUGCCCCCGACGCUGAUGGAACAGGCCUUCCACCAGCUCACCUACCUCAUCUCUGCCUCCGCUCUGAACAGCCUGCUGCUGCGGAAAGACGUGUGCUGCUGGAGUCGUGGCAUGCAGAUACGCUACAAUGUGAGUCUGUUGGAGGAGUGGCUGCGUAGCCGAGGUCUGCAGGCAGGGGGCGCCGUGGCCACACUGGAGCCCCUCAUCCAGGCAGUUCAGCUUCUGCAGGCGGGGAAAAAAACUGAGGCGGAUGCACAGGCCCUCGUUCAGACCUGCACUGCACUGUCCAGCCAGCAGAUUGUGAAGAUUCUGACCCUCUACACACCCAACAGUGACCUUGAUGAAAGAGUCACGCUGAAUUUCAUCCGCACUGUCCAGGGGCUUCUCAAAGGCCGUUCUGACGGUCAGCCUCCACAGCUCCUAAUGGAUGUGAGGCGAGUCUUUCCUGUCACAUUCCCCUACUUGCCUCCCGCUGUCCUCCAUGCCGACCAGUUUGUCAUCCCAGACUCCCUCAAGAUCUCCUUUCUACGCAGAGCCUAGAAAACAGAGUGUCUAGCUUCUUCAGUUCAAUGCAACUCCCAACAUAUUGCAUUUAGUCAUUUGAAAUUUAAAUAACUUCCAGGAUGUGUUGUGAAUUUAAUUCCUCACGUUUAAUUAACCCGUUAAUUAUCAGUGGAUUAGUCUGUAUACUAUAGAAGGUCAGUGGUCAAAAUUUUGCAUCUCAGCUUGGUUAAAAUAGCAUGACUGCUUGGAUAUAAAGUAUUUUUUAAAUAGAUGGACUUUAAAUUAGGCAAUGAUGUGAUCAGAAAUAGCAAAAGUGCAGCUAUAUCUUUGCACAGUUUGACAAACAAGGAAUGAAAUGAAGCUUUUUUCAUAUUUUAUUGGAAGCAGAAACACAAUGAGACUGCAGUCCUGGUAACCUCAACCCCCAAUAAGAACAGCCAGAAUAAAAAAAAAAAAAAAAACUAAAAAAAAAAAAAAAA
This is a messenger RNA of Xiphias gladius (swordfish), 5414 nucleotides long. Its product is annotated as unconventional myosin-Vb. Gene Ontology annotation, cellular component: myosin complex; vesicle; cytoplasm. Lineage: Eukaryota; Metazoa; Chordata; Actinopteri; Istiophoriformes; Xiphiidae. The record is from RefSeq and is a predicted model, not a curated record. Gene Ontology annotation, molecular function: actin filament binding; microfilament motor activity; ATP binding. The coding region runs from base 1 to 4971 and encodes 1656 amino acids. The transcript is spliced from 35 exons. Gene Ontology annotation, biological process: vesicle transport along actin filament; actin filament organization.